This is a messenger RNA of Passer domesticus (house sparrow), 1929 nucleotides long. Its product is annotated as protein Smaug homolog 2-like. Gene Ontology annotation, molecular function: translation repressor activity; mRNA binding. NCBI's taxonomy places the organism in Eukaryota, Metazoa, Chordata, Aves, Passeriformes, Passeridae. Gene Ontology annotation, cellular component: P-body. Bases 1 to 1929 code for a protein of 642 amino acids. Gene Ontology annotation, biological process: negative regulation of translation; nuclear-transcribed mRNA poly(A) tail shortening; regulation of mRNA stability. The record is from RefSeq and is a predicted model, not a curated record. The transcript has 13 exons.
AUGAUGUUCCGGGACCAGGUGGGCAUCGUGGCGGGCUGGUUCCGCGGCUGGAGCGAGUGCGAGCAGACGGUGGCGCUGCUGGCGCUGCUGAAGCGCGUGACGCGCACGCAGGCGCGCUUCCUGCAGCUCUGCCUGGAGCACUCGCUGGCCGACUGCCCCGACAUCCACCUGCUGGAGGCCGAGGCCAACAGCGCCGAGGGGUGUCAGGGGGGUUCCUGCAGCUGUGCCUCGAGCACUCGCUGCCCCGACAUCCACCUGCUGGAGGCCGAGGCCAACAGCGCCGUGGCCAUCUCCUGGUGGCCCUCUGUGUCCCGUCUGCCAUCUCGCAGUGGCCCCAGGAGCCCGCCGAGGCGGCCGUGGCGCUGCUGCUGGCCCACCUGCCGCUGCUGCAGCCCGGCAACGCGGGCGGCCAAGGCGGAGUACAUGAAGCGGCUGCAGAAGGUGCUGGCCGACGCCAUCGAGAGCAACCGCUGCGUGGAGGAGUCGCGGCAGCUGCUCUCCUACGCGCUCAUCCACCCCGCCACCACGGCCGACGACCGCAGCGCGCUCGCCCUGUGGCUGGGGCACCUGGAGGAGCGCCUGGCGCCGCCGGCGCCGCGCCGCGCCCACCGCGAGUGGCCCCCCGAGCCCCCCGAGGCCGGCGCGGCGGGCUGGGCCGAGCAGCAGCAGCAGCAGCAGCAGCAGCAGCAGCAUGCAGGGACAGCAGGGACAGCGGGGCCGAGGGGAGAACGGGCACCCUCCGUUUCAGGAGCAGCGUGGGCCUCGUCGGGCAGCGAGCACACCGAGGAGCCCGGCGGGCGCAACUCCUUCCAGGAGGACGGCAGCGGCAUGAAGGACGUGCCCUCGUGGCUGAAGAGCCUGCGGCUGCACAAGUACGCGGCGCUGUUCGCGCAGAUGAGCUACGAGGAGAUGAUGACGCUGACCGAGCGGCACCUGGAGACGCAGCCCCGUGUGACCCCCCCGGUGUGCCCUGUCCCCCCAGAACGUCACCAAGGCGCGCGGCACAAGAUCGCCCUGAGCAUCCAGAAACUGCGGGAGCGGCAGAGCGUGCUGCGGGCGCUGGAGAAGGUUCUGGAAACUGGGGGAACGGGGGGGCUGCGGGCGCUGGAGAAGGACAUCCUGGAGGGGGGCAACCUGUGGUCGGCGCUGCAGGAGCUGCAGCAGAUCCUGGGGACCCCCAUCAAGGCCUUCCGGCCCCCCCCGCCCCCCGCGCCCCCCGACGGGGCCCCCCCGGAGCCGCCCCCGGCCCCCCCCCGAGGCCGAGCCCCCCGCGGCGCCGGUGCCCGACGGGGACAUCCCGGGGCAGUUCACGCGUGUCAUGGGCAAGGCUCCUGGUGUCGCGCCCCGGACGAGGAGAACAUCACCAGUUACCUCCAGCUGCUCGAGAAGUGCCUGAGCCACGAGGCGUUCACGGAGACGCAGAAGAAGCGGCUCCAGUCCUGGAAGCAGCAGGUGCUGAAGCUGCUCCGCGCCUUCCCCAAGAAGGGGCCCCUGGACGGCCCCCCCGGCUACCGGCCCCCCAAAAGCUGGCUCUGUGGGGGGGGGGCGGCGGCGGGGGGGGGGGCCGCCCCUUCGCGCUGCCCCCCCGGGCCCUGCCCCCCGCCCCCCGCCCGCCUGGGGCUGCUGGGACCCCCCGGGGGGGGCCCCCCCGAGCCCCCCUGGGAGCGCCCCACCCCUGGGCGCGCCCGGACGGGCAGAGCCUUUGGUUCGGGGCCGGGGGGGGCGCAGGGGGGGACCCCCGGGAGCCGCGGGGCCGUGCAGAGAACGCACUCGCUGCCCGUGCACAGCUCGGCCCUGCUCGCCUUCCCCAGGUGUCCCCCCCCCGGGACAGACCUGGAGAUCAACCCCACGCUGGAGUCGCUGUGUCUGAGCAUGACCGAGCACGCCCUGGCGGUACGGGGGGGACAAUGGGGACAGUGGGGACACUGA